AUGAAGACUCUAAUUCUUUUGGCAUUGCUUGGCUUUGUACUGGCCCUUAGCUUGGCUAUACCAUUCAACGGAGAUACUGCUGAAAUAUAUGAUGCUGAAAGUAACGAUCUUGCGAGGGAGGUCCAAGCAGACGAAAAAGAAGGGUAAGAGAGAAACGUAGCCUGUUUUAUGCAGUUACUGAUAGAUUUUCAAAGACUUAAUUGUAGCAUAUCUGCAUAGGUUGAAAUGUACGCAUUUUCAAUUGCAUCAUGUGCAAGUGUCCUUUUUCAUUGCUCUCCAAACAUUCCUAGGUUCCUAGUGGUUACAUCGAGGUUACAGUUGUUGAGGCACUAACAUAGGAUUCAAACAAACGAAAAAAACUUGGUCAACACAUUUUUUUUUUCAUGAACGUUUUUCAUCCAGCAAGUUACUAAAUCAGUUAUGAACCCAGCACAGUAAUUUUCUGUUCAUUAAAGUGUAUUUGUACUUUGUUAAAUCUCUAGCAGAAACAAGGACAAUUCGGUAUUGUAAUAUAAAAAAUAUAUAAUGAUGUAAAAACUUAUUUUACUAGAUCGCCAACAAAGCACAUAACUAAUGAUUUCGGCUGUCAGGACCUGUGUCGGUCUGCCAAGUUCCCCACGUAGCCUUGUUUAAUUUUCGGUAAAUCACGAUGAUUAUAGCCUUUGCCGAAUAGUUACACAAAAAGGUAUUGUUUACAGUAUGAUUAUUUGGAUGAGUGAAUAGCGUUGCCAACAAACAAUUGGAAAACAUUUUCCAGUUAACACAAAAACAAAUAUCAUUUCAUAAAGAUUAAAUGUGGAAUAUCAAUUUCAUUUGCCUAAACAGCAGGAACAAAGAUAUGAAUCACAGAAACGAAAACGAAGAAGACGAUGACGAAAACGUUUAUGCUGUACGGCAAGAAGACGAUGAUGACGAGGAAGGGGAUAACGAAGAUGAGAAUGAAAACGCUUUGAUCAACCCAGGAAAUGAAGUUGAAGAUCCUAUCUGGCCUCUUCUCAUUGGUCGCGCA
Molecule: messenger RNA, 1009 nt
Organism: Porites evermanni
Lineage: Eukaryota; Metazoa; Cnidaria; Anthozoa; Scleractinia; Poritidae
Source: the annotation of a GenBank genome assembly